Molecule: messenger RNA, 3819 nt
Organism: Liolophura sinensis
Lineage: Eukaryota; Metazoa; Mollusca; Polyplacophora; Chitonida; Chitonidae
Product: double-strand-break repair protein rad21 homolog
Exons: 13
Coding region: 169-2580 (803 amino acids)
Biological process (GO): replication-born double-strand break repair via sister chromatid exchange; sister chromatid cohesion
Cellular component (GO): cohesin complex
Molecular function (GO): chromatin binding; protein binding
Source: RefSeq, a predicted model, not a curated record
CAUUUUGUGAGCUUGUGAGAUGCGGACGAUGGAUUUCGCAGGAAAUUUUCACUCAUUUUGUGGCACGUGAAAGACAUACAUAUUGGCGAUUUAUGCAGUAUUUAAAGAUUAUGUAAUUUAACAUCAAACAGGUCAUAUAUUGGCGGUCUGGGACAGUGAGAAUUCACAAUGUUUUAUGCACAUUUUGUGCUUAGUAAGAAGGGGCCCUUGGCCCGAAUAUGGCUUGCUGCUCACUGGGACAAAAAGCUGACAAAAGCACAUGUCUUUGAAACAAACAUUGACAGCAGUGUGGAUGCAAUCCUCCAGCCAAAGGUGAAACUAGCUCUGAGAACCUCUGGUCAUCUCUUGCUGGGUGUUGUCAGAAUAUAUUCACGUAAGGCCAAAUACCUGCUAGCAGAUUGCAAUGAAGCCUUCGUCAAAAUCAAGAUGGCCUUUAGGCCUGGUGUGGUGGACCUUCCAGAGGAGAAUAGAGAGGCUGCUGUUACAGCUAUCACAUUGCAGGAGAACUUCCAUGAUUUUGACACCACACUGGCAGACUUGAAUGAUAUAGAUGUUCAAGCCCAGUUUGCUGUCAACCAGAGUCGUCCUGAAGAGAUUACGAUGCGGGAGGACUUGGGAAAUAUAACUCUUGUUGGGGAUGACGGAUUUGGUGAUUCAGGGAUUAAAGACUUCGGUGGUGAAGUUGAUGAUGAAGAAAUAUUCUAUUUUAUAUAUGGCUAUAGGACUACAGUUGUUCCCAUAGAUUGGGAAGCUGUUUUUGUGCACUGUCUCGAAAGGACGUUCGAUAAAUUCUGUUCCAAAGGAAACAAACAGAAACACAAAGACGUUCAAAACAAUAAUUUUAUCUGUGAUAAUGGUAGAACUUGUAGCAGCAACAAAAGUGAUAAACAGGAUAAGCCAUAUUUGGAAAAGGUGGACAGUGGUAUAGGACUGGAGAGUGAUCCAGGCAACUGGAGCGAAGUGGAGUCUGAUGACGAAAUGAGUUCCAAUUGGGCAUCUCCACAGUGUUCAGUCUCGGGAUCUCUCCGUGGUGACGUAGGAUUUGAUGACCGAGAAAUCUUACGAGAUGUGUCGCACAUGGACGACUCGUUGUACAAAUCUCCUGAGCCUCCCAGCAUACAGCUUGGAGAUAAAGAUGACAAGUCCUUGGAAUCGAGUCUGGAGAAGCCCAUGGACGUAGACUUGCCACCACCUGUUAUGGAUGAUGGUUUUGGAGGAGCUGUGGAUGAUGGGUUUGUCGGUGGUGCAGAUGAUGAUGAUGACGACGACGAUGACAACUUUGGUGGAGAUGUAGAUCACGAGUUCUUUGGUGGUAAUUUCAUGGAUGCUGGAGGUCUGUUUGAGGACCCUCCAUUGGCCGAAGUAUCCAUGCCCCCAGAAGUAGAAGCCCAGGGUACAUCAGGCAGCACAGAACCUGUAACCAAAGACAGUGUAUUCCCUGCGGCGGAUGGGCAGGCCGAAUCAGCACCCAGACCAGAACCAGCUGCUGGUGCAGCUGCAGCAGCUCCACCUGCCCAUGAGCAGACAACUCUUGUUCAUAAUGAAGCAGAGGAGUUUGCCCUAGAGCCUAUCGAUGUCACAAGUGUUCAAGGUGCUGAAAAGAAAGGGAAACGGAAGAGAAAGCUGAUUGUGGAUGACCAGAAGGGUAUCCCCAGUGAGUCCAUGAAGAUGCAGCUGUCUGACACCACAGACAUUGUUACCACACUAGACCUGGCUCCUCCAACCAAGAAGCUGAUGCACUGGAAAGAGACAGGUGGUGUGGAAAAACUCUUCGCUCUUCCUGGAAGACCAAUCAACUCUAAGGCAGCAUGCAAGCUUUAUGGAAGGAACCUUGUGACAAAACCAAUGAAGGAAGAGGCGACUGUUUUCGAGGAGGAUAGGCCAGACUUUGAAUCUCCAGAACUUCCUAGAGCUGAACAAACCAUGCAAGAUGAGCUGGGCUUACCUGCACAGGACCAGAGCACAUUGAUUGAGGAGCCAUCUAUCGCAGACGUUUCCAGACAGUCACGGAGGAGUAACCGCUCUGUACGGGAAGUCGAAACGCCGCGUCAAGAGCCAGCACAGCCGCUCCCUGUAGAAGAACCUUCCCUGAACACGACAGAUCUGCUGACCACCAGCAACAUAGGCGAGGGCCUGGUGGACCUGCCUGCAGAACCCAGUGUCCUGGAGCCUAUUGACAUGGGACCCAAGUACCUGGAUGAUGAGCCUCCCUCAAUUGCACCCUUUUCUGUAGCCCCUCCGUCAGUCGCUCCUCCCUCUGUGGCACCUCCCUCAGUCGCGCCUGCAUUCGAGGAUUUGGAGCCAGAUGUCACAGACGCAAUGCCUGAGACCGAAGAGCAAGAGGAGAGGCGUCUCAAUAAACGCUCACAGCAGAUGCAAAUGGCACUGGAAACUGCAUUUAGGUACAAUGAUGUGCAGAGUUUUAAGGACUUGACGCGCAGACAUAAUCGGAAGCAAGUGUGCUCCAAGUUCUACACGCUUCUCACUCUCAAGAAGCUACAAGUGUUGCAUUUACAGCAGGAUGAACCUUUUGGGGACAUUCUUCUCACAAAAGGUCCCAAAUUUGGCACGGCCGUGUAGCCACACUCAAUCACCGGACUCAUUGUUGCUGUCACAUACUGUAGGGGGGUUAAGCCCAACGUCCGCCAUAGCAUUGGAACUGGUCCACAACAUAACCUGGGUUUAUGUUCGAGCUGGCUUGUGGACAUUUCAGAGUUACCCCCCUUGUGAAAUAAUAUUUAGCUGUUCAUGUUUGUUUUCUCUGAUGGUGUUUACAGAAGUCAUUGUUACGUUGGGAACACAUGCAUAUCCCCAUAUGUGCUAUUUCAUGUUAUUUCUACCUUGCAGAAUAUUCAUCCUCUAUUAUAUCCCACUGUACAUAGCGAUAGUCAUCGGCAUUCUCAGACCAUCUAUAGCUGAUCAUUUAUCAUUGUAAAUUGUUUGUUAUACUGCGUGUGUUCCCUGUGCUGUUACAAACCGUACUGAAACUUGACUGUCUCUGAGAGAUGGAUUAUUCUGUUACGACUGGGAUGGCGUGUCACUGCCAUUAGUUUCAAUAUUCUUGUACAAGAACUUAAAAGCCCAGUUUUUUUUCUGUGUACUGCUACUAUUUUAAAGGCAAGACAAUGACCAUAUUCAGAUAUCCUUAGGUGUUCAAGGAUACCGUGAUAUUUUCUUAAUUUCCAUAGUUGGUGUCGUGAAAAAUAGGGCAAGAGCUCCAAUUCUUCAGUAUUGAGUCGUCAAAAGCACACAGAAAUUGUCAUAUAACACAGUUGAACCAUAUGCGUUCACAGAGUACAUACAUUUGUUUUUUUUUUUUAAAUGUCUUACUGUAAAAACUUAUGGCAGCUGAGGUAUACUAAAGCACGUCUUCAGGGAAGUAAUAUUGUAUUCGGGGCUCUAGGCGUUUUAGGAUUUAUCUCACUGCACUGAAAACCAGCGACAGAUUUCCUGUUCAAUACAGAAGUACUAUAAUCCCUGGUUUUAUGAGGGACAGCUUAUUGAAAAAAACAAAACAUGGUUGUGUCUGCCCCCGAAUUUCUGGGAAAUCCGUUAUGUCUGAUUGAUUUAAGUGUCCGUUCUUAGAAAUUCUGUUUUAACAGAAACAAGAUAGAUUGUAUCCUAAGAAUUCAUUCCCAAAAGCAUCAUAGAACGUUAACGUCUAUUCAUUGUGAACUGUCUAGUUUCUAGACCUGUAAAAUGGAACUAGUUAAUUUGUCAAUUUUUCAACCGUCACUCAGUAUGAUUUUAAUGCAAUGUCCCAUUCUUCAAAAGCAUCAUUUUUGUACAAUAAAUUUUCAUGCCAUCGGCACGUAAUUA